CGGAAACCUCCGCUUCUGCCGUGCCAGUGACGAUGGCGAGCGGCCAGGCCGCUGAGCGGCAGCGCCUUGUCCCCGAGGAGCGGCGGGAAACUGAGGAGGAUGAACAGGUUGGCGUGACCUCACAAAUGUCCAGCCUACAAGUGUCGGGUGGAGGUGACAAGUGCCAGACAGAAGGAGGCAGCAGGCCCCAGAAUGCAAAACCGAUGACAGCGGAUAUAGAAACUGGUUCUGGAGAAGGUGUGGAAGGUCGACUGGACCAGCCGACAGCAUCUGUGGAUGAACGAUCACAGCAGCAUGCCCAGCUCAAUACGCCCUGUGAGGUGACUAAAACUGCCCUUGCUGCUUAUCGGGUUCGCAAAGUCAGCAACGACUUUGUGAUCAUUCAGUCUGACCACGGAGGCCCAGAGAAGUUACCCCCUGAUCCACUGGAUGGUCCUGGCAGAGUUGUUCCAGUCAUCGAUGCUGCUGCUACCUGGAUUUCCACAGAACUUGAAGAAUUUAAGGAAAAGGUGAAGCGGGAAAAGACGGGACUGAUGACGGUGCGGCGCGGGAACGUAGUCACUGUCCGGGUCCCCACCCACCCUGAGGGCACCUGCAUUCGUUGGGACUUUGCUACGGACACCUAUGACAUUGGCUUUGGGGUUUACUUUGAGUGGGGGCCCGUGACCGACACAGAGGUCACUGUGCAGGUCAGCGAGUCCAGUGAGGACGAGGAUGACGAAGACCCAGAAGCACCCCCAAUCCACGGAGACAUUGAGAGGGGAACUAAAGAUUUCGUCCGCUCUGACCUGGAAGAGAUCCUGCCUGUCUACCGAAAGGACAGUCACUUGGAGCUGCAGUCCGGCAGUCACAAGUACCCGGGCCAGGGAAUCUACCUCCUCAAAUUCGACAAUUCCUACUCCAUAUGGAGGCACAAAACCUUGUACUACCAGGUCAACUACAGCUCGUGAAAAGGCGGUAGAGGGACAACAGCUUGGAGGAGCACCUCUCCCACCUCUCCAGGGAUGCCUUCGCUCGGAGUUAGCUGCUUUGUUUUCUCUCUAUGACAAUUGUUUUCCUUUGCAAGGAUCUGACUUCGGCAAUCUGCAAACCUGCGUACCGUCCCCUGUCCCCGGCUCGUGUGUGGUUCGCUGCUUGUUUGUUUUUCCCUAUGCUAUUUAUGUGCUCCUGGUAGCACUGAAGUUUUAUAUAUAAAUAUGUAUAUUAUAUAUAGUUAAGUGUGAAGCUUUGCUUUGUAUUCUGUGCCACUUUGUACAUUUGAUGUCAUACUCUGUUCAAGAACACAAGCUACAAGGACGUUCACUGGUGCAAUAUUUCAUUUCACCUUGCUUUCAGGAUGGUUUGCAGCUGCUUUUGGAUUAUUUCCAAGUCCCCUGUUGCACAACCCUGUCCCUCAGCUCAACACCCCCCCCCCCACUUCCCUGCACACCCCUGGGAAUGCCAGCAAAGAUUAAUAUUUUUUUCUUUUAAUUGUAACCAUUUGCAACAUAUUCUGAGCACAGGAGCCUUGGAAAGAAAAUCUAAUUGGGAGGGGAGGAGAAGGGAAUGAAUGUCGAAAGACUGCAUAUAUUUUGUAUUUCUAUGUAUUGUCUGUUUUCAAAAAAAAGAAAAAUUUUAACCUUGGAGAUUGUGUUGUGGAAAUGGCCCAGAGUGCAGAUGCUGACUGACUAAUGGGAACAAUGUAGAACACAGAACAGUACAGAAACAGGUGCACCAUGUUGUGCCAAUCUUUUAACCUACUCCAAAACCUACUUGUAGCAAAAUCAGAGGUAAAUAGCAUCAUAUAACAUUGAUUUCUCUUACCUUCCAGUAAAUUCUACCCCCCUCCCCUUCUCUUUUUUUUCAUUCUCCAUUCUAAUUAUCAUGUCACCCAUUGGUCCAUCACCACCCCGGUUCCCACCCUCCCCUUUCUUCUAUGGUCCACACUCCUCUCCCAUCAGAUUCCUCCUUCUUCAGCCCUUUACCUCCUCCAGCUUCUUACUUCACUCCCCACAUGACCCGAUGCACAUUGCCCCUCACCUAGGCUCACCUAUCUCCUGCCAUUUUCCACCGCUACCUCCUUCCUUCCUCCAGCCCAAUGAACCCGCAUCACCCACUUACACUCAUGUGACCAAGAUUCAAGAUCAUUUAAUGUCAUUUCCAGUACACAAAUAUCAAGGGGAACAAAAAACAAUAAAUAUAAAUAAAUACAUA
Messenger RNA from Mobula hypostoma (lesser devil ray), 2193 nucleotides. RefSeq names its product transmembrane p24 trafficking protein 8 (gene tmed8). The record is from RefSeq and is a predicted model, not a curated record. Lineage: Eukaryota; Metazoa; Chordata; Chondrichthyes; Myliobatiformes; Myliobatidae. The coding region runs from base 33 to 950 and encodes 305 amino acids. The transcript is spliced from 6 exons. Gene Ontology annotation, cellular component: Golgi membrane.